UUGGCCACAGGAGGACUGAACAGAUCUGAUCAGGGCAAGAAGGAAUAAGGAAACCAGUUCUCUCUCUCUCUCUCUCUCUCUCUCUCUCUCUCUCUCUCUCUCUCUCUCUCUCUCUCUCUCUCUCUCUCUCUCACACACACACACACACACACACACACACACACACACACACACACACACACUAACUCACUCACACACCACGUCCUCUGAGAACUCAGCUGGCUGCGACCGCGCACACCCCGCCCCAGCGCGCGUCCCAGGCCGGUGGAGCGCAGAUCCAGAUCCCCAGCGCGGCCGCUUGGCCGGGUGUUCCCGAGCUUCAGGUGGCGCGAGAGGGAAAGCCCGCGCGUGACAACCCGGUUGCGCACGCCGAGACCUUCAGCCCUCCGGUCCUCGAGGGGAGCGGAACCAGCGCGUCUGCCACUCAGAGCCCACCUGCCGGCCCUCGCGGGCCCGCUCCAGCUGUGCCCGGCUCCGGGCGCCAGCUCCGCCGCUGGAACGCUACCCUAACUCUGACUCCGUCUCCUGCGCCUCCUGAGUGCCCCAGACGACCCGAAGAAGCGUGGCGCGACAGCAGGAGCUCGCAAUGGCCGGCGCGCGUGGGUUACUGUGUCUGUGGCUGGGCUGCUUCUGCCUGAACCUGGCGCAGGGACAGAGACCGAGCCAGCACCUCUCUGAGCCCCGCCGGGCUGGGACAGACGACCGCACGACAGGUGGUGACCUGCCGCCGCACGACAAGGUGUCUGAGCAUAUGCUGUGGCUCUAUGAUAGAUACAGCGGCGGUAGUAGAGUUCAGGACACCCGGACGCCCGGCUCGCAGCCCCUGGGUCCCCAGCCUCUGCGCGGUGGCAACACGGUCCGCAGUUUCCGAGCCGCAGCUGCAGGAACUCUUGAAAGAAAGGGGCUGCACACCUUUAACCUGACUUCUCUGACCAAGUCUGAAAAUAUUUUGUCAGCCACACUGUAUUUCUGUAUUGGAGAAUUAGUGAACAUCAGCCUGAGCUGUCUGGUAUCCCGAGGAUGCCCCCAUCAUGCGCAGAGACAACACAUACAGAUAGAUCUCUCUGCGUGGAUCCUCAAACCCAACCAAAGCCAGCUCCUGGGUCACCUGUCAGUAGAUGUGCCCAAGCUUUAUCGAGACAGCAUGACUUGGCUGUCGAAAGACAUCACCCACCUCCUAAGAAAGGCCAAGCAGGACGAGGAGUUCCUCAUAGGGUUUAACAUUACUUCCAGAGCACAUGAGCAGCCCAAGCGCAUGCGACUUUCCCCGGAGCCUUACAUCUUGGUGUAUGCCAACGAUGCCGCCAUUUCUGAGCCAGAAAGUGUGGUAUCUAGCUUACAGAGACACAGAGAUUUCCCCGAAGGAACUGUGCCCAAACUGGACAGCCACAUCAGAGCUGCCCUCUCGGUUGAAAGGAGGAAGAAGCGUUCUACUGGAAUCCUGUUGCCUCUCCAGAACAAUGAGCUACCUGGGGCAGAGUAUCAAUACAAGGAGGAUGGCGUGUGGGAGCAGAGAAAGCCUUACAAGACCCUUCAGACUCAGCCCCCUGAAAAGAGUAAGAACAAAAAGAAACAGAGGAAAGGGCCUCAUCAGAAAGGCCAGACACUGCAGUUUGAUGAACAGACCCUGAAGAAGGCAAGACGAAAGCAAUGGAUCGAACCUCGAAAUUGUGCCAGGAGGUACCUCAAAGUGGACUUUGCUGAUAUUGGCUGGAGUGAAUGGAUUAUCUCCCCCAAGUCAUUUGAUGCUUAUUAUUGCUCCGGAGCCUGCCAGUUCCCCAUGCCAAAGGUAGCCACUGUCAUUUACUUUGUGCUCGCUUUGUUUUUGCAUGGGGUAGAGGAGCACGCUGAGUUCUUUGAAGCCAUCAAAUCAUGCAACCAUUCAGAGUAUAGUGAGAGCAGUGGGGGUCGUCUCUGGAAUUCCCGAGCCUUGCUGUGUGCCCGAAAAGAUGUCCUCGCUCAGCAUCUUGUUCUUUGAUGAAAACAAGAAUGUAGUGCUGAAGGUCUACCCUAACAUGACAGUGGACUCCUGUGCCUGCAGAUAACCUGGCAGAGAAGGAAGUCAAAGGCUCCAUUCAGUCACUGGUUGGGUUUUAUGGACCAUUUCUUUCUUCUUUCCUUUCUUUUUCACUCUAUUUGUUUUUGCACUGCCAAUGCGUUUUGUCCCAAAAGAUGUUUUAUUGCAGAAAGAGAAUGAUCAAAUAGAUGGAAAAUUUCCACCAAGCAAAACUGAACUUUAUUUUCUUCUGAAUGUAACUAAAAAUAAGAUUUCGGUAAAUGUGGACAUCUAUUUCUUUUUUUUAAUCACAUAAGAAAAGCUAUUACUCAAACUGACUUUAGGAGUGUUACAGACCCUGUUGACUUAUUUUUGUAUUGGGAUUUAAAACUAGGUGGGAAAUAAUAGCAAUAACUUACCGUUUGUCUCUACUCAUCUAACGACGAAAGAGACGUAGAUAGGAAUCUUGAGGUUUUUAUUAGUUUUUUUGCCUUAGAUUCAUGAGCAACCCAGUCUGCUAUACACCCAGCUGGCUUUGAUGUUCAUGAAGAAUUCCUGAGAUUUGUUUACCUUUGCUUUUUCUCCACAAUCAUGGUGUGUGUUGAGUUAGCAUAUGCUGAGGGCUAGUGUGUGUAUACACGUGCCGGGUGCCUGUACUUUUGUUAAAACCUUUUUCCUUUUGUGGUUCUGAAGCUCCAUCUUCAUGGGAUUCCUUUUCUUUUUCAAUAUCAUAUUCUGAUGAGCACCAUCCAUUGGUGAUUGCCAUGACUCAAGAGCAUAUGCCAAGAGCAAUGCUUGAUACAGCCAUCUGAUGGGAUGUUUUCAUUUCACUGCAUUCCAGAAAAAGAGAAUCAGGAAUUCCAUUUUUGAAAACCCAGAUGUAGUUCUCCUGUACCUCCUUUAAAAAGAAAAAAUAACAUUUUCAUAUGCUCUAAGCUAAUUUCGGAAGUACUUCCUGAAGUUAUCGGUUCUCUAGUUCUCUUGCUAUUAUCCUCUUUCUUCGUGUGCUGCUGUCCACAGACGUUGAGGCUUAAAGCCCAUUAGAAAUGACCACGUGAAUGACUAUCAUGUUCCCCAUUUAUUUCUAGGCUCUCCUCCACAGAGAUCAAGGUAUCAGCCUUCAUCACGGAACUUACAGUCACUUAUAUCAAAGUUUGCUAAAAGCUAUCCACUAAGAAAGAGAGCCAGUCCAGACCACAGUGUGUUUCCGUAUCCAACAGUCGAAAGUGCCUCCUUUUAGAAUUUUUGUCCUUGAAAACUGCUUUAUAGUCUUUCCCUCAGAAACUGGAAAUGUAUCUCAGUGGGUAAAAGUGCUUACUCCCCAAGUCAUUCCUGGGACCAACAUGGUGGAAGGAGAGGAAGGACUCCCACAAGUUAUCUUUUAACCUGUGCUCAUGUGUGCAUGCACACACACACAUCCACCCCCCCAUACCCCCCACACCCCCACACACACAUGUACACACAAUGUAAACAUUUCAAAGAUCUUGUGACUGUUUUUACCUGAAGGACAGAGUAAAUUCAGGUAGUGUGUGCCUGGCGGUUGUCUCUUAGAUCAGUCUUACAUGAUGAUCAGAAAUAAGAAAGUCACUUCAGAGUGUAUAUGAGAUCAGAACCCAUGAGGCUUUAUCCCAUUUCUGCCUUUAGCUGUCUACAGAGCUCAGCCGUUAUCAAAGGAUGAAAGUUUGCUUUCUAAGAUGAGCUGUCUCGUACAUAGUCUUUCAUGGGUGACAUUUUAAUUAAUAAAAUUUUAUUUAAAUGGAAUACAUAAAAACACAUUGCCUAUUCGAAAUGUGUUAGGCACAAGUUUCCGUAUGGUGCCAUUGUAAGAUUUUGAGAAUUCUUCUAUACAAUAUUGGGGUUGAUGGGAAAAGCAUUACAUUUUUAAAAGCUGUUUCCUAGAUUAAACCUGCUUGGCCAUCUCUAUUUCUCUCUUUCCCUUCUCAACCUCACUCUUCCUCCUGUCUUUCCCUUCAAACACUGCUCUAUCCAUUCUUCCAGAUAAACACACACACAACAAAAAGAUACACAAAGACAUAUACACACAGGGAGACACAUUUGAAAAUAAAAUAAUUAUUUUUAUUAAACAAAAAAGUCUACAAAAUCCACAAAAAUACCACUGGGUUAGUUUUGUGUUGAGCAUAUUUACUCCUGGACCCAGAGCCCGCCCUGCAGUGUGGUUAACAUAGCCAGCAACACUCCACUGGAGAAUACUAAUUUUUCAUCUGCAGGUGGGUAUCAGUUUCAGAAAGCUUCUUGAUUAGGGGUGGGAGCCUGUGUCUGCCUCCCCACUUAGAGCUAGGAUCCCAUCUGGCUUGAAUCUGUGCAUUCUUUUCCUGAUAACUGUUUUCUGGAAUUCCAGUUAAGGGAUUACCCAUAUCCAUGCAGUAUUUCAAGAAUUCUUCAUUGUAACCUGUGUAAAUAAUAUAUAAUUUACAGAAUCUAAUGCUGUAGAAGGAAACUGGAUAUUGAACGCCUUAGAUCUCAGGAUUGCAGUAUUCCAGAUUAAAUUUUAUGCUCACCUAGCUAUGUAUUAACUGAUGAUCAUUUAUUCAUUGAUAUAAUGUUUUACUAUUUCUGUAUAAAAGUCUUAUUACCCAUUUAAUAUUUCAUAGACAAUUGUAAGUAAUACUAUCAUCAGUCUGACUUAUACAAUUUUUUUUAACUACAUUAUUCAGUUAAUCUUGAAGCUUUCAAUUUUCUCUGUGCUACCAAGUAACAAAUGUCUGAACAUGUUAAAUCAAGGUUGGGUUAGAGAAUAGCUAUGCAUACCUGAUCUAUAAAGAUGAGUAAGCAACUACGUAAGAAAUCUUGGGUAAGUCUGAUUUCUCAGUAUUUUAAUGUAGCUUAUAAGGGAUAAAAUGAUCCCCCUUUUUCCAAAAACAAAAUUUUCCCUUCAGCUUUUCACACUAAUUUCUGUAAAUGUUUAAGUUGAAAAUUUGAUGCUUGUACAGUCAGUGGCAAUUUAAAUAUAUAUUAUAUGUAUAUGGAAAAAGUUUAAAGAUGCUUUUAAUUUAUUUAAUGACUGUUGCGUUUCUAUAUUGGUAAUGAUUUUCUUCCUUACAAGGUGAGAAAACAUCUUUUUUAUUUUUUUUUUUUUACUAUAGUUCCUAGAUGGGACAUGCCAUUUGGUUCUUUAGUCAAGUCCAUGUCAAGGGUGUCUCAGUGUAACUGUGAAGGGAACUUCACUACUGAUGUAUUAAGCUUUGCUGAACUUGUAUCAUUCUUCUCCAGUAACGAAGGACUUUCAUUCUAUAUUACAAAAAUAA
Chionomys nivalis (European snow vole) is the source of this 5262-nucleotide messenger RNA. It is a transcript of the gene Bmp3, whose product is annotated as bone morphogenetic protein 3. Bases 587 to 1978 code for a protein of 463 amino acids. The record is from RefSeq and is a predicted model, not a curated record. The transcript has 3 exons. Gene Ontology annotation, cellular component: extracellular region. Gene Ontology annotation, biological process: BMP signaling pathway; SMAD protein signal transduction; osteoblast differentiation. Gene Ontology annotation, molecular function: growth factor activity; cytokine activity. Lineage: Eukaryota; Metazoa; Chordata; Mammalia; Rodentia; Cricetidae.